Pyricularia pennisetigena is the source of this 1428-nucleotide messenger RNA. RefSeq lists its product as uncharacterized. Bases 1 to 1428 code for a protein of 475 amino acids. The transcript has a single exon. Gene Ontology annotation, molecular function: heme binding; peroxidase activity. Gene Ontology annotation, biological process: hydrogen peroxide catabolic process; response to reactive oxygen species; cellular response to oxidative stress. NCBI's taxonomy places the organism in Eukaryota, Fungi, Ascomycota, Sordariomycetes, Magnaporthales, Pyriculariaceae. The record is from RefSeq and is a predicted model, not a curated record.
AUGCGUACUACACUUCUUACCGCCGCCCUUGCGGUGGCUCCAGCCCUCGCCUAUCCCGGCAUGGGCACACCUGAGCAGAACAAGCAGGUCCGCGCCGCCAUGGCCGCUGGCGAAAACUACCACGACAAGCUGGUCCGUGACAUCACCAAGGCCACCGCCAGAGUCAAGCAGCCCCGCCAAUGCGGCAAGCGCUGCCAGGGCGACGCUGAGGAAACCGAUCAGGAUGGAGACGAGGAGGUGGACGGUGGCGGCGGCGGUCGCGACCCCGACGAGAACCACGACCUCGACUCGCUCGAGUUGAUCGGCGACCUGAUCGGCAUGCCCAACAACAAGCUCUCCAGCACCGGCUUCGCCAUCAAGGAGCUGCUGACCACGACCGGAGGCGCCCCGGAGAGCGGCGAGAGCUACCGCCCCGGCGAGCUGGCCGCCAGGGGCACGGCGGCCUGCGCCAAGGACACGUGCUGCAUCUGGAAGUACAUCGCCGACGACAUGGUGCCCAUCUUCAGGGGCAGCUCGGGUCGCUGCACGGAUUUGGCCCGCGGCGCCAUCCGCAUGGGCUUCCACGACGCGGGCGGCUGGUCCAGGACCACGGGCCAGCUCGGAGGCGCCGACGGGUCGCUCAUCCUGGCCCCCGAGGAGAUCCAGCGGUCUGACAACCGCGGCCUCGAGGAAAUCGUCGAACAGACCAAGAAGUGGUACGCCGACUAUUCGAAGUACGGCGUGGGCAUGGCCGACCUGGUGCAGUUCGCUGCCAACGUCGCCACGGUCGUGUGCCCGCUCGGCCCGCGCGUGCGCACCUUUAUCGGCCGCAAGGACUCGUCCGUCCCGGCCCCCAAGGGCCUGCUCCCGCCCGUCGACGGCAGCGCCGACUUUCUGAUCGAGAUGUUCCGCAACAAGACCAUCGAGCCGCACGGCCUGGCGGCCCUGCUCGGCGCGCACACCACCUCGCAGCAGCGGUUCGUCGACCCAUCGCGCGCCGGCGACCCGCAGGACAGCACGCCGGGCGUCUGGGACAUUCUGUACUACCAGGAGACGCUGAAGCAGGUGUCGGUGCCCGAGAAGGUGUUCAUGUUCCAGUCCGACGUGGUGCUGUCGCAGCACCCGCUCAUCAAGCAGGAGUUCAGCCUGUUCGCGGCCAAGGACCUCGGCCAGUCGCACUGGAACUUUGACUACGCCCGCGAGUACAUCCGCCUGUCGCUGCUGGGCGUCUACAACAUCAACGACCUGACCGAGUGCACAAAGUCGCUGCCGGCCAGGACCAAGACCUUCUCGGCUCCCGACGAGGACCUGGUCAGCAGGUGGCUGUCGGGCGGCAACGUCGCCGGCGACACGGCCAGGAAGAUCAUGAACGGAGAGAGCCUCAACGGCGGCAAGGGCAUUUUGGGGCUUGUCUCGGGCCUGUUUAGCAAGAUCAAGGGUAUGAUGUAA